Molecule: messenger RNA, 1737 nt
Organism: Striga hermonthica
Lineage: Eukaryota; Viridiplantae; Streptophyta; Magnoliopsida; Lamiales; Orobanchaceae
Source: the annotation of a GenBank genome assembly
AUGGAGCACCCCUUUUUCACCUCCGGCACCGCCACCCGUGCGGAGGCCAUCCGGUGGCUCACCAUCGCCGAGAAGCUCCUCUCCACGCGCGACCUCCUCGGGAGCAGGUCCUUCGCCUCCCGGGCGCGCGACGCCGACCCGACGCUCUCCUCCGCCGACGACAUCCUCGCCGUUGUCGACACGCUCCUCGCCGGUGACCGCCGGAUCGGCACCAACCAUCCCGAUUUCUACUCAAUCCUCGGUCUCGCGCCGCCGCAGGGCGCCGACGCCGGCCUCGUCGCCGACCAGUACCGGAGCCUCGUCCUCCGCCUCAACCCGCACCGGAACAGGUUCCCCUUCGCCGAGCAGGCCUACCGCCUCGUAGUCGACGCCUGGUCCAUCCUCUCCGACCCCGCCAGCAAGGCCCUGUACGACAAGCAGCUCGGUUUUUUCCAGCCGCCCCACCAACCCGACCCGUUCGCCCCGCCCCUACCCGGGUACCAGCAUAAUUUCACUUUCCCCCACCCUCCGGUGCAUGGCGGUGAGAAUAGCGGCAUAGCCCCGACCCAAUUUGCUCCGGUUCAUCAGGUACUGGUACAACCGCAGGUCGGGCCGUCGGUCGGCGGCCCGACCAGUGAGCCUCAGAAUUUCAUGGGCUUACAUUCGGGUUCUAAUAUUGUGUUCGGGUCAAUGCCGAGUCAUGAACCGGUCAAUAAUCCCGUCGUUAACCAACAAAAUUAUUCAAGCUUUUCUAGUUUUUAUGUAGCUCCUCCUGCAUCUAGGACAUAUCAUGAGCAAUUGAUUGAUAAUAAUAAUAAUAAUUGUAAAGAAAAACAUUCCCAGCAUGAUUACCCAGUUGCUGGUGAGAAUAGUCCUCCAAGUGUUUGUGAAAAUGUCGAAGAGAAUAUAGAGAAUGUCGAACAGGGUGUAGAGGAAAACGUAGAAAGUGUCGAACAUGAUGCAGAGGGAAAUCUCGGAAACGUCGAGGAAAAUGUAGAAAAUGUCGAACAAGACGAGAGAGAUGAUUAUGGAGUGAAUGACAAUGAAUUAACUUUCUGGACCACCUGCCCAUAUUGCUAUUACAUGUACGAGUAUCCUAGGACUUACGUCGACUGUGCAAUGAGAUGUCAGAACUGCAAGAUGGCAUUUCAAGCCGUGGUGAUUCCUUCACCGCCACCUGUCCCGGACGGGCAAGACGCAUACUUUUGCUGCUGGGGUUUUAUCCCUUUGGGCUUUUCAAUGGAAGAUUGGAAGAGAAAUAACUACCCUGCGCCAAAAACGGGGGCCAGAUAUAGAGGCCCUUGGGUUUACAUCGAUGAAGAUGACGAAAACGACCAUUUUGUCAAUAUAUCCAGUUCGGGUGAGUCUGACAUAGACUGGAAUGAUGUUCGUACUCGAAAAGGCGGGAAUAAUAAAUCGGCGGCGAACGUCAAAAGGAAGGCGACUACUGCUAGUGGGACCCGCAUCAAGCGGUCGAGAAAAGUACUUGUGCAAGAUGCGGAUAAUGUGACAGCUGGCAAGAAACAACACGGUAGGGUUGCAAAGAGUUUCGAGAAGCUGGAUCUGAACGUGGAGUUGAGGAACGAAGCUGAAGAGCCUGCUUUGGGGGCGAAUAAUAAGGAGAACAAGGCGGGACAUAAGGAGGAUGAUCAUAGCAUUGAAGGGACUGGGUUUUUUGAGGGUCUCGAUGAAUUAUUCAGCAAUCUCCCUCCGAUCCUUAAUGGCGUGGCUGACGAUAAGGUUGUCAAGGCGGCUUGA